Messenger RNA from Drosophila ananassae, 2703 nucleotides. Its product is annotated as sodium-dependent nutrient amino acid transporter 1. Gene Ontology annotation, biological process: sodium ion transmembrane transport. The record is from RefSeq and is a predicted model, not a curated record. Lineage: Eukaryota; Metazoa; Arthropoda; Insecta; Diptera; Drosophilidae. The transcript is spliced from 7 exons. Gene Ontology annotation, molecular function: L-amino acid transmembrane transporter activity. Bases 707 to 2476 code for a protein of 589 amino acids. Gene Ontology annotation, cellular component: membrane.
AAAAAAAUCUCAUAAAAAAAAUUUAAAUUUGUGUGGUGCUGGUUGCAGUUUAAAUAAGUGCAGGAGAUAAAGUCUCCUCUCAAAAUUAGACCCAUUAAGUGUUAAAGCAUGCUACACAUGUUUAUAGCAUCAUGAUAAGAGGAGCAUAUUUUGAUAAUGAAAUCCCCCCAAAAAAGGGGCAUCUAAAUCUUGUGUCAACACCUUGAGUUUAGUCGUUAGAAUUUGGUUGACGAAUUUCUUUUGUUAACACUACGCCGUAGUCUGCCAAGCAACCCGAUAAGAGAGAUUCUCCAGACGAUUCUUCAGACAAUUCCAUAAAUUGUUGGAUGCACAUUGGUUCUGGAACUCUGGAAUAUUCAAUACAUUUCAGUUUCGGUGAUUAAUGGACGCGUUGAACUUUAACGAUUGCAAUUUUUCCUAUCAGCCAACAGCAGCAAGAAUCAUAAAUUAUGAAAUGUGGAGAUAGCCCAAGAAAUCGUUUUAUAAUUAAUUGUCGUAAGCAGAUUUGUUUUGAAUUUAAUGGGAAAUAAAAUUCAUAGCCACAUGGAUGUAAUAUUUUAUGUAAAAAUUGCGAUUGGGAUAUAAGGAUAGUUUAUAAGAGUAUCAGAAACUACGCUGCAACGUGCAAGGAUCGAGGCCAGAACAAUCAGGAUCUGGCUCUGGGACCAGGGCUGUUAUUUAUACCUCAGCCGGAGAAGAACUUACGAUGACCUGUGACAUUGUUCAGGAAAUGGAAUCUCAGUCCUCGAUUCAAAGGGAUAAGUGGAGCAAAGGCGUUGAGUUUCUCUUCUCCUGCAUCGCCUUGUCCGUGGGUUUGGGAAAUGUCUGGAGAUUUCCCUUCAUUGCCCUGGAAAAUGGAGGUGGAGCCUUCGUAAUACCCUAUGUGAUAGUGCUCCUGUUGAUUGGCCGACCUGUUUACUAUCUGGAGGUGAUCAUUGGACAGUUUUCGAGCCGUGGCUGCAUCAGAGCAUUCGAUAUGGCUCCCAUAAUGAAGGGGAUAGCUUAUGGACAGGUUUAUUCGACUGCUCUGGCCACCACCUAUUACGCCUGCAUUAUGGCCCUGACUAUACGUUAUUUGGUGGCUAGUUUCUCUGAGAUCCUGCCCUGGACUUACUGUUUGGCGGAGUGGGGUAGCAGUUGUGUGGCCACUGGAUCUUCUCUGGGAAGUAACUCAUCUCUUUCCCAAGGAGUUUCUUCAGCAGAGCUAUUCUUUACACAAACUGUGUUGCGGGAACCGGAAACUCUGGAGGAGAGUGGCCUGGGCACGCCUAGCUGGGACUUGGUACUAUGUCUCAUGGCCACCUGGCUGAUCAUUGGCACUAUCUUGUGCCGCGGAAUUCGUAGUUCUGGAAAGGCUUCGUAUUUCCUAGCCCUAUUCCCGUAUGUGAUUAUGAUUAUCCUGCUGAUCAGAGCGGUUACCUUGCCAGGAGCUUGGCGGGGAAUUGUGUACUUCUUGGAGCCUCAGUGGUCCCAGCUUCUGAGUCCCCAUGUUUGGUAUGCGGCCAUUACGCAAAUGUUCUUUUCCUUGGCCAUUUGCUUUGGCACUCUUGUGAUGUACGCCUCCUUCAAUGAUUUUCACAAAAAUGUCCACAAAGAUGUAAUUAUAAUAACAUCCAUUGACUCAAUGACCUCGAUCCUGGCUGGUUGCAUCAUUUUUGGGAUUCUGGGUAACCUGGCCUACGAGACAAAUACCACCGACAUAUCCCAAGUCGUCAAGGGCGGAGCUGGCCUGGCUUUCAUCUCGUAUCCCGAGGCCAUUGCCAAGUUCAAGUACCUGCCCCAGUUGUUUUCCGUUCUGUUCUUCUUCAUGCUUUUGGUGUUGGGAAUUGGAUCCAACAUUGGCAUGGCCAGUUGUGUGAUCAACGUGGUCAAGGAUCGCUUCACCCACCUGCCGCACUGGCUCUUGGCGGUGGGUGCCUCCUUGAUUGGAUUCGUGUGCGGCCUGGUGUACAUGACCCCGGGCGGACAGUUCGUGUUGAACCUGGUGGACUUUUAUGGCUGCACAUUUAUAGCCCUGGUAUUGGCCAUUGCUGAGCUCCUGGCAGCUGGUUGGAUUUACGGCGUCAAGCGGAUUUGCAGCGACAUUGAGUUCAUGCUGAACAUAAAAACUAGCUUCUAUUGGCGCAUCUGCUGGGCCAUCAUUGCCCCUGGCCUGAUGUUCCUGGUCCUGGUCUACAUGCUCUUCAGCUAUGAACCUCUUACCUACCGCGGAGUGCAGUAUCCACCGGCCUACUACAUGGCAGGAUGGGGCAUCUGGGCUCUGGGGGUGUUGCAACUGCCCUUCUGGGCUGUUUAUACCAUCUACCAGCAGCCUGGCAAGACUUUUGCCAGUAAACUACGAAUGUCCUUGCAACCCACUGCGGAUUGGGGCCCAUUGCAGAGCCAGGAGUACGAGGCCUACAUACUCCAUCGAAAGCGUGAAUCGGAACUGAAAACAUCACGUGGCUCGUAUAUUUUCGACAAUAUCUUUGGCUGAAAGAAUACCCCCGGGGUGGAUUUUUAAUUUUACGCUUUAUUGUUAAGACCAAACGCACCAAACACGUUUGUUUUUGCUCCAAGCUUUUAGCUUAAAUUGUGACCAAAAAUUUCAAACAUUCUGUAAUUAAUAUAAUUUCCUUAGGCCUUAGGCUUAGCAUAAGCAUUUAGAGUUGUUUGCUUUAGGUUAUAUCUAAAUAAUUGAAUUAAUUUCGAGAGAAAAAAUAA